This is a messenger RNA of Sinocyclocheilus grahami, 2031 nucleotides long. RefSeq names its product G2/M phase-specific E3 ubiquitin-protein ligase-like. NCBI's taxonomy places the organism in Eukaryota, Metazoa, Chordata, Actinopteri, Cypriniformes, Cyprinidae. The transcript has 11 exons. Bases 1 to 2031 code for a protein of 676 amino acids. The record is from RefSeq and is a predicted model, not a curated record. Gene Ontology annotation, molecular function: ubiquitin-protein transferase activity.
AUGCCCUUGUUCACCUGGCCCAAGCCCAUAUGCAGCAUGGACCCAGAAGCAGAGCUGAUGCCCACCAUUGACCUGAGCAUGUCCAUUCCAGAGCUGAAGCGGUCUGAGCAGUCUGACCAGGUAUGUGUGCCAGCUCGUACUUCUGUACCUGUGGGAAUCUUGGUGGAGCUGGAUGAGGAAUAUAAUGUGAGAGAUUUCUAUGACAAUGUUUUUGAAGCAGGAAAAACAGAGAAAAGUUCAGUGGGUUGCUUCAUGAAGUACAGGGCAUUAAAGGAGAAGGAGAGGAAAACCUUUACAAAGAAAAAUCAUGACUCUGAGGGAAUUUACAUUGGAAUUAUGAAAAGACAUGAUGGUGUUCUAAAGCCCAUGAGAGGGAGGAGCCUGCCUCUUGAAGUUCAAACAAACUGGUCAUCUGAGCAAGUGUUAAUAGCUGGUGAAAAGAAAGUAAAAGAUUUUAAUCAGGACAUGGAAGAGGGCCCCUAUGUUUUACUGUACCCAGAUUGUUCAGAGGUUAAAAAUAUUCCAGGAACAAACACCCCUUUUAAACUACAGCUGUACAAAGAGGCAAUUGGGAAGACUUACCAAAGAAUAACACUGUUCAUAUGCACAGUUCAAGACUUUUCAGCCACUGACCGUAAUGAGGAUUCUUCUAGUGAAGACAGUGAAGUGCAAGUAAAAUCUACCUCUCACAGUCCACUUGAUGAAAAUGACACUUUGGUGGGUGCAUUUAAUUGCAUGUAUCCAAAAAUAAAUAUAACGUUAAUUGAAGCAGGAAAAAUCAGAACAAACAUCCAUGAACAUGUACGUGACCAACAAAAGUGCUACACCAAUUACACACGUCUGUAUGCACCAAUAGUAAUCGAAAGUGAUUCAGAAGAGUCAGACCAGAGCACACAACAUGUUGAAAAGGAAUGGUUCUCAGAUGCAUUCACUGCUGCAGACAUUGUGUCAGAUCUCUCACAGAAGAUCAUAAGGACAUCUUGCAGCAGAUUCAACAUAAAUCGAGCUAAUGUUUGGGAUGGAGCAGUUCGCGGUUUUAAACAUGCAUCAUAUGAUCCAUUGCAUGGCAUGCUUGUCAAAUUCACAGACGAUGAAGGCACAACUGAAGAUGCAGUGGACACAGGUGGUCCAAAAUGCAAGUUUCUAUCCCUCCUAAUGGACUGUUUAAGAGCACGGAGAAUCUUUGAUGGUCCAGAAAAUAGGAGAUUUCUCACCUUUAAUAAUGGAGCUGUCAGAGAAGAUGAAUACUUCCUUGCUGGGUGGAUGAUCGCAGUUUCUAUUGUUCACGGUGGUCCAGGUCCUCGCUUUCUCUCAGAUAUGCUGUACGAUCACCUCACUGGUAGUGCUGACAUUAAUGGAACAGUUGAGGAUGUAACAGAUAAGACCAUGAAAGCAGCUUUAAUUGAGAUAUCCAGUGCAGCAUCACUGCAUGAAUUACACAUGCUUAUUGACAAGUAUGAAAGCUUGCUGCAGACUGCUGGAUGUUUUGAUUACCCACAAAGUGUAGAGGGCAAAGACAACAUUGUGAAGGAUUUCAUACAAUGGUACAUAAUAUACAGAAACCAGUACUCAGUACAAAGAUUUAGGGAUGGGCUUUCCACCCUGGAUGUCAUCCAUGCCCUGGAACAACAUCCUAGUGUAUUCAGACCCUAUAUGUGCUACAGUGUUGACAGACUAACACCUGAAUCUCUGGAGGGUGUCUUCAAGGCUCUGCUCAGCGAAGCUGGUAGCACCAGACGACAAGAAGAAACAAGAAUUCUGGGAUACUGGAGAGAUUAUCUGCUUGAUUUUUCAGAACAAGAAACAGGAGUCUCCCUCCAGGACAUCCUAAUGUUUGCUACAGGAUUGGAUUCACUGCCUCCUUCAACAAUUGUGCCUCAGCCCCGACUGAGUUUUGAGAGGACUUCUAAAUUCCCUAUUGCAAGCACCUGUGCCAACACAAUAAAACUGCCAAUGUCCAAAAGUUAUGAAGAGUUCAAAAAUGCAAUGGAUUUUGGUAUUCAAAACUCACCUGGUUUUGGAUUGCACUGA